AUGUCAACUUCUGCAUCAAAACAGCUCAGAUCUCGUAGAAAAUCUUUAGCAGACUCAAUGCGAAGAAAAUCCUUAAAUGUUUCUGGAGGUAGUGUCGCUCCUGUUGGAGUUGGUAGUCAAAACGUGUCGACUCCAAGUCAAAGAACCUCAAUUAAACCUUUGGAAGUAGUCACCCCUGUUCAAAAGAUACCGGAUGAACAAAUGCAUAUUAAUUUUGAAGAAUGGAUGAAAAUGGCGACCGAUAACAAAAUUAAUGCUAACAAUAGUUGGAAGCUUGCAUUAAUUGAUUAUUUUCAUGAAAUAACAUUAUUGAAAGAAGGCGAUUCUAUAAAUUUUCAAAAGGCUUCAUGUACAUUGGAUGGAUGUGUAAAGGUUUACACUUCACGCGUUGAUUCUGUAGCAACAGAAACAGGAAAACUUUUAAGUGGAUUGUCAAAUAGCUCCAAAAAUAACGAUGAGAACGAUCGAGACGAUGAUGUUGAUCCCGAAAUGCGUACUCGCAAAAAAGAAUUCUCGGUUGAUCCACUUUUUAAAAAAACUUCUGCAGACUUUGAUGAAGGUGGCGCUCGAGGUUUGCUAUUAAACCACUUGUCAGUCGAUAGGGACUGCAAAAUCAUCUUCGAUGCUAGUGACGCCAUACCUGAUGAAAUCGGCAAUGAUAAGUUGACUACAGAAGAUUAUAUAACCAACCAAAAAUUGACAUACCAAACAUCGUUGGGUAAAGUUAUCGGAUUUUCAAAACUCCAACAAAUAUUCAACAAGGAGAUUUGUCCUUCAUUGAAGGAUUUUAAUUUUUCAGGAGAUAGCAAUCUAGGCUUUGAUUAUAAUGAUGAUGAUGAUGGAAUUGAUAGGGAUGAUGUUGAAUUUAAUAGAAAUGACGAUGAUGAAGGAGUUGAUAGAAACGACCAUGAAGGGUUAAAUAGAGAUUAUGAUGAUGAAGGUGUUGCUCCUGAACAUUGGAAGUUAAAAAGAACUAAUAAAAAGGAUAUUGAUGAGCGAAUCAUUUUUGCAUCUGGGAGAAGUACGAUAAAUGCGCCCAAGUUAGCUGAAGAAGUACCACAUGGUCACCUACUUCCCGACGAUAUGCAUUUUUUCGUCUAA
Funneliformis caledonium is the source of this 1101-nucleotide messenger RNA. NCBI's taxonomy places the organism in Eukaryota, Fungi, Glomeromycota, Glomeromycetes, Glomerales, Glomeraceae. The record is from the annotation of a GenBank genome assembly.